AUGAUUCAUUUGUGUACAACUCCAUUCUGGGAUAAAAAUGUGAUUAAUUCAUCAUAUCCAUAUUUAACUGAAUGUUUUCGAAAUACAAUUUUACAAUGGGUGCCUAUGAGUAUUUUUUGGUUAAUUUUACCAUUGUGGCUUUAUAUGUUACACAAACGAUCAAUAAAAUUACAAGCACUUGUAGUUUCUACGUUAUUUAUCAUCAAAAUGAUAUUCGUUUGUCUAUUUAUUUUGGUACAAAUUAUUCGUAUUAUUCAUUAUGUUGUUCUAUUAAAAGAAGAAAAAGGUCUAGCUGAAUUAUUGACUCCAAUUUUGUAUAUAAUAACAACAAGUUUUAUUCUAUGGCUAAUAAAUUAUGAUCGAUUGAAGAGUGUUUUUUCUUCUGGUUUACUAUUUAUCUUUUGGUUAUUAGUUUCUUUAGCAAUUGUACCUGAUGUAAUUGAUUAUUCUGUUAAAUUUCAUCAACAAAUCAAAUCAAUAUCAUUAUGGAUAGAAUUUAUUAUUGUUUGGUUUCAAUUUUUUUUUGCAUUUGGUUUAUUUAUUACAAAUUGUUUUGCUGAAAAAUAUAUUGUUCCUGAAACAACACUUAAUGAACGACCUAUUGUUCCUGAAUUUCAUGAAAGUUUUCCAUCUCGAAUUUUUUAUUCAUGGGCAACACCAUUAAUUCAUCGAGGCUAUAAAAAACCACUUACAGAAAAAGAUUGUUGGGAAUUACCAAUAUCUGAACGAACUGUUGCUGUUGUUCAUCAAGUACGAAAUUAUAUGAAAGGAAUGAAUAGUUGGACAUCAUGUGAUUCAUACGACAAAACAUCUACAAAUAAUAUUAAACAUUCUGAUUUAAAUCAAUUAGAAGAUGAACAUGAAAAUUUGCUUAAUAAUAAUGUUCCAAUUGUUGAUGUGAAAAAUUCGUCGUCUAAAUAUAAAAAAACACAUAUUUUCUGGUAUGCUUUGUUUUACACAUACAAAGAUAAACUUUUUAUUGGUGGUUUCAUCAAACUUAUUCAUGAUCUUAUACAAUUUAGUGGUCCUAUGAUUUUAAAAUUACUUCUUAACUUUUUUAUGGAUCCAACUAGACCAAAAUGGUUAGGUAUUUUCUAUGCAAUUCUUCUAAGUACAACAGUUUUUUGUCAAAUAAUACUUUUACGAGCUUAUUUUCAUUGUCAAUUUCUUAUUGGACUUCGAUUUCGUUCCGCAAUUACUGGACUUGUAUAUCGUAAAAGUUUAAAAUUAUCAAAUGCAUCGAAACAGGAAACAACAACUGGUGAAAUCGUUAAUUUAAUGGCUAUUGAUGCUUCAAGAUUUGCUGAACUAACCCAGCAUAUUCAUAUAUUAUGGUCAGGUCCACUUCAACUUUUAAUUGCAUUAAUUUUACUCUAUAGACAAAUGAAAUUUGCAAUAAUUCCUGGUGUUACAUUAUUAUUUAUUAUGAUUCCAUUAAGUUUAUAUUUACAAAGAAUUCAAAAAAAACUUUUACUUAAACAAAUGAUAAUUAAAGAUCAACGAAUUAAAAUGACAAAUGAAAUACUUAAUGGAAUUCGAGUAUUAAAAUUAUAUGCAUGGGAAAUAGCAUUCAUACGUUCUAUUACUCAUAUACGAGAAAAAGAACUUGAAUAUAUAAGAAAAAAAGCAAUUGUUAAUGCUUUAUCGAAUAUUCUUUGGACAUUUACACCAAUUCUAGUUGGUAUAACAACAUUUGCAACCUAUGUUCUUUCAUCGGAUACAAAUAUUUUAACAGCUGAUAAAGCAUUUGUAUCAUUAACAUUGUUUAAUCUACUUCGUAGUCCACUCGUUGCUUUUCCUACUGUUUUUAAUAAUGUUGUUGAAGCACGUGUAUCAAAUAAACGUAUUGAAAAAUUUUUAAAUAAUGAAGAGAUUGAUAAAAAUGCUGUUGAUAAAAUGUCUGUAAAAUCUAAUAAAUAUGCAGUAAAAAUUGAAAAUGGUUCUUUUCGUUGGUCAAAUCUUGCUGAUGAUUCAUUAAUUUUAAAAAAUAUCAAUAUUCAAAUUGAACAAGGUUCACUUAUUGCAUUUGUUGGUAUGGUUGGUUCAGGUAAAAGUAGUAUUUUAGCAGCAUUACUUGGUGAAAUGAAUAAAGUUCAUGGAUGUGUAAGUAUUAAUGGAACUAUUGCAUAUGUACCACAAACAGCAUGGAUUAUGAAUACAACAUUGAAAGAAAAUAUUCUUUUUGGAAGAGAUUUUGAUGAAGAUUUAUAUAAUCGUGUAAUUGAAGCAUGUGCACUAAAACAAGAUCUUGAUAUGCUUCCAGCAAGUGAUCAAACUGAAAUUGGUGAAAAAGGAAUAAAUUUAUCUGGUGGACAACGACAACGUGUUUCAUUAGCUCGAGCAUUAUAUAGUAAUGCUGAUAUAUUUCUUCUUGAUGAUCCACUUUCAGCUGUUGAUGCACAUGUUGGUGCUUAUAUUUUUAAAAAUGUUAUUGGACCUAAAGGAUUAUUAAAAGAUAAAACUCGUCUUUUGGUUACACAUGGUGUAUCUCAUUUACAUAAAUGUAAUGAUAUUAUUGUUGUUUCUGAAGGUGAAAUUGUCGAUCAGGGAUCAUAUCUUGAUUUGAUGAUUAGAAGCACGAUUCUACGAGAUUUUGUUUAUUCCGUUGCUACUUCUAAUACAGAAUACUAUCAACGUCGAACAAGUGAUAUUGAAAGUCCAAAAAGUAUUCCCACGACUCCAUCAGAAUUGACUCAUAAAUCAUUUGAAUUUACUGACGACAAUAUUCAACAAGAUGAAUUACAACCAAUUAUAAUUGAAAUUGAAGAAGAAAAGAAAAAGAUCAUUCAAAAAGAGACCGUACAAACAGGUUCGGUGAAAUUUAAUGUAUUUUUAAUAUAUAUUCGUUCAUGUAAAUUAUCAAUGAUUGGAUUAAUUUGUAUAUUUUUUUGUUUAACAACAUUUGCUUCUCUAAGUACUAAUAUUUGGUUAUCCAAAUGGACAGAUAAAAUGAAAGUAAUAACAACUACAAAUAAUACAUCUUCAAGAAAAAGUCAAAUUUAUUAUAUGAAUAUUUAUUCAGCAUUAGGAAUUACUCAAGGUUUUCUUGCUUUUGCUAUGCAAUUGAUUCAAAAAUUAGUUGCAUAUAUUGCUGGUCGAAAAUUACAUUGGUUUAUUCUAAUUGGAAUUCUUCAUGCACCAAUAUCAUUUUUUGAUACAACACCAAUUGGUCGUAUUAUUAAUCGUUUUUCUAAAGAUAUUGAGGCAGUUGAUUCAGCAUUACCGAAUGCUUUUUCACAAUCAUUAACAACACUUAUUACAGUUGUUGCUACAUUAAUAAUACUCGUCUAUGGAUCAUGGUUUGCUAUAAUUGAAUUCAUACCACUUGCUAUUCUUUUUAUAUAUAUUCAGCGUGUUUAUAUAGCAUCAUCUCGACAACUUCGUCGUCUUGAUUCAGUUACACGUAGUUUAAUUUUUGCAAAUUUUAGCGAAACAAUUCAAGGUCUUAGUUCAAUACGUGCUUAUCGUGCACAACAACGUUUUAUUGAUUUAUGUGAUAAAUUUAUGGAUAGAAAUCAAUCAUGUCAUUUAACUGCUUCUGUUUCUAAUAGAUGGCUUGGUGUUCGUUUAGAAAUGAUUGGUAAUUUACUUACAUUAUUUACAGCUAUAACUGCUGUAUUUAUGCGUGAUCAUUUAACAGCUGGUAUCGUUGGUUUAAUGAUAACUUAUGCUGUACAAAUUCCACAUUCUCUCAAUAUGCUUGUUCGUAUGUCAAGUGAUGUUGAAACAAAUAUUAUUAGUGUAGAACGUAUUAAUGAAUAUGCUCAAUUGACACCUGAAGCUCCAUGGGAAAUUCCACUAAUGAAACCAUCAUCUCAUUGGCCAACAAAUGGACAUAUUCAAAUUAUGAAUUUAUCAAUACGAUAUAGAGAUAAUUUGCCAUUGGUAUUGAAAGAUUUUUCUAUUAGUAUUCAAUCAGGAGAAAAGAUUGGAAUUAUCGGUCGUACGGGUAGUGGAAAGAGUAGUUUGUGUUUAUCUCUUUUUCGUAUUAUUGAACCAACAAAUGGUACAAUUAUAAUUGACAAUGUUGAUAUUCGUCUUAUUGGUUUACAUGAUUUACGAUCAAAGAUCACUAUUAUUCCACAAGAUGCAAUCAUAUUUGCUGGUACUGUACGAUUCAAUAUAGAUCCAUUUAGUAAUUAUAGUGAUAUAGAAAUAUGGGCUGUAUUAGAAUUAGUACAUUUAAAAGAACGUAUUCGUAUGAUGGAAAAUGGUUUAUUAUAUCUUUUAGCAGAAGGAGGUCAAAAUAUGAGUGGUGGUGAAAGACAAUUAUUAUGUUUGGCACGUGCUCUCUUAAGAAAAAGUAAAAUAUUUAUAUUUGAUGAAGCAACUGCUGCUACUGAUAUGGAAACAGAUCGACUCAUUCAACAGACUAUUCGUUCAAGAUUUAAAGAUGCAACUGUAUUGACUAUUGCUCAUCGUUUACAUACAAUUUUAGAUAGUACUAAAAUUCUUGUUUUAUCGAAUGGUUAUUUACAAGAAUAUGAUGAACCAAUACGUUUAGCUGCUAAUCCCGACUCGGCAUUUGUCAAACUUUUACGUGAUGCAAAUAUUCAUCCAUCGGAUAUUAAAUCAAUCGCUUCAUUCUGA
Molecule: messenger RNA, 4590 nt
Organism: Rotaria sordida
Lineage: Eukaryota; Metazoa; Rotifera; Eurotatoria; Philodinida; Philodinidae
Source: the annotation of a GenBank genome assembly